CCGAGUUGUAGAGCGACUGUCUAAAAGUGCGCAUGCGCAGAAGCGCUGCAGUCCGUCACUGUGGGAAAACCCCGUGCGCGCUACAAAACAGCUGAGGGCAACAUUGACAGCACAGUAAGCGUGAGCUUCUCUUGACAUAGCUUAACCUACAGUUCUAAGAGUGGAUUAACGCAUUUAUAGGAGCUAUUGCAUGUGCAGUUAUCUUCUAUUUGAAUACAACAUCGAAGUAUACUAAACAUGCCUGUGUCCAGAAUGCGCAUGAGACCCUGGCUGGAGGCCAGAAUUGACUCCAACACAAUCAAUGGACUUGUGUGGGUCGACAAGGAGCAAAAGAUGUUCUCCAUCCCUUGGAAACAUGCUGCACGCCAUGGCUGGGAGGUUGACAAAGAUGCUUGUCUGUUCAAGCAGUGGGCCAUCCACACAGGUAAACUCAGAGAAGGAGUUACCCCGCCUGACCCCAAAACAUGGAAAGCAAAUUUCCGCUGCGCCAUGAACUCGCUACCAGACAUUGAAGAGGUGAAGGACAAAAGUGUCAACAAAGGCUGCGGAGCAGUGAGAGUGUACCGCAUGCUGCCCGCUGUGGCCAAGAAGAAAAAUAAACGAUCAAAAAAUCGAGACAACAGAAUACGGGCGAAGGUCAAGAUGGAGCACAUGGACACUGAUGAGAUGCACUCUGAUAAGCACUCUUACACACAUAUGGCAAAGGAAAGAAUUACACAGGAAAACACCACUGACAGCAAUGAAAAUCUAAACACUGCCAGCCCUACUGUUGACAUCCCAGGAAUCUCUGGAUAUGAAGUUGAAAUUGGCCCGGAUAGCACAAACGAUAUUUACACAGCCAAGUUCCAGGUCUCACCAGUGCAUUCUACAGAUUUUGAAGAAAACGAAACUGACGCUAUAAUUGAGAUCUCACGGCAAUUGGAACGUGAUAGUUCGCAGUGGCUACAAAACUAUUACUCUGGAAAGAGGUUCUUUGCCAAUGAAGUAGGCACAACAGAAUCUUAUCACAGUCCAGAGAGUCGGUGGAGUGUAAGCUCAGGAGAAGAGCUUGAACUUCAGCUAUAUACUGAACUGAAUCCAAGCCUACCUGAUGAUCCCUUCUUUACUUACACAGAGAUGUGGAACAGCAACACCAUGCCGAUCAUCUGUCCGCUCUGAGAACUCUUGGAACAUGUACAUUUUUAUCUUACCUCAAACUUCCUCUUACAAACUUUCACCAAGGACAGUUGUUUGGAAUGCACUUCACUCAAACUCAACUUUGUACCUCAGUAGCAUUUAGGAGGACAUCUCGAUCCAUGUCAUUCUUCUAAACAUUGGAACACACAAGAAUCUUAUUUGGAAAAAUGUCUAGAAGUAUGCCUGUGACACUGCUAGUUACUCAGGCUACAAUACUUAAUUGAGGAGACAACUCAAAUGUAUUAUUCUACUUGCUCUGAAAAACAGAAAUUUCAAAAAACAGACCUACUGUGUAUUCAGCCUCCUUUGAGUUUUAGUUCUUACAAUAUAAGAACUUGAAUGUGAUGUGAUUUCAUUUAAUGGAUCUUUCAGAACCUCUCCAUUGAAAGGCUAAAAUAAAAAAUAUAUAUUUUUAAAUUAUGGAUUGUGGUGUUGAUGCCAGUUGUACAGAUUUGUUACCAUGUAAUCUCAUUUAAUAUGAAUUUGUUAGAUUCCGUUAUUGUUCAUGUGAGGUUGUUUCGUAUGGAUUGGAUAUGUACACCCACCACUUACAAAAUUAAGCUGUUUGACUUAUGGAAUGGGGUUCUUUACUGUACAUAAUGUAUAUAUUUAUUUGUAAUAAAAAUGAUAAAUUUAUAGUCAUUCAUGCUUAUUUUUCUCAAGGCAAUUAAAUGUUAGAAAUUAUGUCAUAAUGAAAGUAAAACAUUACCCUACGCAACAA
Xyrauchen texanus (razorback sucker) is the source of this 1897-nucleotide messenger RNA. Its product is annotated as interferon regulatory factor 1-like. Lineage: Eukaryota; Metazoa; Chordata; Actinopteri; Cypriniformes; Catostomidae. The coding region runs from base 238 to 1158 and encodes 306 amino acids. Gene Ontology annotation, biological process: regulation of transcription by RNA polymerase II; immune system process. The transcript has 9 exons. Gene Ontology annotation, cellular component: nucleus. The record is from RefSeq and is a predicted model, not a curated record. Gene Ontology annotation, molecular function: DNA-binding transcription factor activity, RNA polymerase II-specific; RNA polymerase II cis-regulatory region sequence-specific DNA binding.